Messenger RNA from Saprolegnia parasitica CBS 223.65, 891 nucleotides. RefSeq lists its product as hypothetical. NCBI's taxonomy places the organism in Eukaryota, Oomycota, Saprolegniomycetes, Saprolegniales, Saprolegniaceae. The coding region runs from base 1 to 891 and encodes 296 amino acids. The record is from RefSeq and is a predicted model, not a curated record. The transcript has 2 exons.
AUGGCCGCGGCCUGCACCAGUGACCAGCAGUGGAUGACAAGCGCACUCUGGAACACCAACGUCUCGGCCGCGUGCGCUGCGACGUUUGACACCGCGGCGAAAACCAUGAUGAAUGCCAUCGAUAUCCAGAACCGAUACCAGAUCUGUCAGGCACCGUGCAGCGCAGACCUCGUGAGCCUCAUGACCAACCUCCCCGUCUGCGACGACAAUGCGAGCAUUCUGCCCAUCAUCGCGCAGAUCGGUCAGUCGUGCGCUACGACGAACGGUGCGUGGUGCACGUCGGUGGACGACGCCUUGUUUAACAUCGCGCUAUCCACGCCGGCGUGGGCCAACUGCACGAGCGCGCUCGGCGCCACCUUGCUCUCGCUCGCGCCAGAGGAUAUCGCAUCCGCGUAUACGCUCUGUGGCUCUGCCACGUGCAGGGCUUUUAUCGCGUCGGUGGCCGACACGCUGCCCAACUGCUGGAUGACGAGUGGGACCAACACGAGAACUCUAUUCCAGCAAGUCUUUGGUUGCACGCCGGCGACCAUGGGUGGGCCGUGUACCAUGAUUGACCAAUAUGGCGCGCAAUCCACGAUGCAAGCGUCGACCGUUUGGUCCAACUGCUCGAAUGUCCUCGGUUGGCCAACGUCGUUUCAGAUCGUCGCGCGCCACCUUGCGAGCCCUCCGUCCGGGUUUUGCCAGUCGCCUUGUCCGCGGUAUCUCUUGUCCGUGCUUCGCGCACUGCCGCAUUGCACGGUCGAAGGUGGCCAAUUCAUUGACGACCUGAUGCCAGUCUACUCCACCUGUCCCGACGUGCUUACGACGGUGGCGCCAACGCUUCCGUCGUCGCAAAAUGGGUCCAUCAUGCCACCGAUCACGAGCUCGUCCAUGGCGCACCGUAUCUUGUGA